UGUGUGUGUGUGUGUGUUUCCAGAUGGCCGUGGACAGUGGUAAGACCAUAGUGCUGGCAGCACUGGGCCGGCCCUUCAGUCUUGGGAUGCUCUACGACUGCCGUAACGACUCACUGAUCCCUGCUUUGACACUUUGGGACCGGGAAGCCUUAGAGAAAGGAGCAGAUGAAAGACACCAACCAUACAAUGACGUUGAAAUAGUUGCAUCUGACUCCAUCGAAGACAAAUCUUCUGCAUUGAAGGUUGAAGCUUCACUGAAAGCCAGUUUUCUGUGUGGACUGGUUGAGGUAGAAGGCUCUGCUAAGUUUCUCUCAGAUUCUAAGAUUUCCAGAAAUCAGGCUAGAGUGACACUAAAAUACAACACCACCACCAAGUUCAAAGAGCUGUCAAUGAAUCACAUUGGCAGUGGUAAUAUGAAGCAUCAAGAUGUUUUUAAGUCAGGACAAGCAACACACGUAGUGACAGGAAUCCUUUAUGGGGCACAAGCCUUCUUUGUGUUUGACCGUGAAGUGUCAGAAAAGGAAGAUAGGCAAGAAAUCGAGGGAAAUCUAAAGGUGCUGAUGAGGAAAGCACCCACCUUGAAGAUAGAAGGCCAAGGUUUUCUGAACAUUGGAGAAAAGGACAUUGCAAAUGUUGAGAAGUUCUCCUGCAAGUUCCAUGGGGACUUUAACCUUGAGAAAACCCCUGUGUCUUUUAGGGAGGCAAUAGAAGUCUUUCAAAGCCUACCUAAGAUGUUGGGAACCAACGGAGAGAACGCAGUGCCUCAGAAGGUCUGGUUAAUGCCACUGAAGAAUCUAGAUACUGCUGCUGCUGAACUGGUUAGACAGAUAAGCUAUAGAUUAGUCAGGGAUGCUCAGAAUGUCAUGGAGGACCUCAGCGAGCUGGAAAGGAGAUGUAACGAUACAGAAAGAUGCACAACAGCCAAGCAGUUCCCACAGAUUAACAAAAAGUUAAAGGCUUUGAAAGAGCUGGUUUCUCAGUACAAACUGGAGUUCCAGGAUAUUAUGGCGAGGAAACUCCCAUUGAUCAGAGGAGGAGGAGAGGAGGAAAGUGUUCUCGCAAAUAUCCUGAAAAAGGUACAUUCCUCUCCCUUCAAAAGUGGUGAACUGAAUGAGUGGAUGGAAAGCAAAGAGACAGAAAUCAAACUCAUCAGCUCUCUGAUUGACAAAAUGCCCAACAUGACGAUCGUCACUAGUCGCAGCACUCUGCACCAUGAGAUCCACAGCGGAGAUAUCACAUAUGCUGUGUACUUUGUCUUUACCUCCCUGGAAACCCCAGAGCCUUACCUUUCAGCUCUGUCCAACUACUUGGAUGAAACCCAAACAGACAACGUGCCAUGUGCUUAUGAUAUAGAAAAGGAACAAUGGUUCUUCUCAAAUGACGUAAUGGACAAACUGAAAGAGAAAGUAAAGCUCUUCAAAGAUUUUGCAGAAGCCAACAAGGAGAACAACAGCAUCAGAUUUCUAACAGCUGCGACAAGAGAUGAUGAGAAGAAAGGUGCAACCCUCCACCUCUACAAGGAUGGCUCCUUAGUGACUGACAACUUUGAACCACCUUCGAAGCCAGAAAUGAUCACAGCUGACAUAACCCACAACAGUGUAACACUGAAUAUUUCACCACCUCGAUUUGGGUUGACAACUGUGAACCACUACACUGUUGAGUUCUGUGUCAAUGGAGGCGAUGAUUGGCAUCAACAAAUAGAGAGCAAGGCUGGGGAUGUCACAGUGUCCGGCUUACAGAUAAAUGAAGAGUAUCAUUUCAGGUGUAGAGCCAAGUGCCCAGUCGGCUUCGGUCCGGCCUGGGUAUCUUUAAUUAAAACUUUACCAUCCAGUAAAGUUUUAAGUUCUACAGAUCUUUCUAAGCGGUUAGCAGAAGCAGUUAAGAAUGAAGGCAGGAAGAUAAAAGGACAUUCAGGUAAUCUGGACAUUUACGCUCCUCCUCUAAAACUCCAGUCUAUGAAUGUAGAGGGAUGCCAGCGCUUCAUAUUUGGAGAAGACUCUGUUAAACAGAACCGCACCAUCAUGGUUCUAGGAGCCACUGGGUCGGGCAAGUCCACCCUGGUCAACAUGAUGAUCAACUACAUCCUAGGGGUCAAAUGGGACGAUACCUUUAGAUUCAAGUUGGUAGACGAAGGCAUGGCCAAGUCUCAGGCUCACAGCCAGACCUCUGAAGUAACCGUGUACAAGCUCAACCACCGAGAGGGCUUCCAGAUCGACUACUCCCUGACUAUUGUGGACACGCCGGGUUUCGGAGACACGAGAGGCAUAGAUAGAGAUGGGUUGAUUAUGAGUCAGCUAGAAAAUUUAUUCUCGGCUAAAAGUGGAAUCAGCGAGAUUGAUGCCAUCUGCUUCGUGGCCCAAGCGUCUCUAGCUCGGCUUACAACGACACAGAAAUACGUCUUUGAUUCGGUGCUCCGCAUAUUUGGCAAAGAUGUGGCAGAGAACAUCCGGAUUCUGGUGACAUUUGCAGAUAACACAAAACCUCUGGUUCUCGGGGCGAUCAAUGAGUUUGGGGUCCCAUGUCCUAAAACGAAAAAUGGUUUACCAAUUCACUUCAAAUUCAAUAACUUUAUACCUGGUGCAUUCAACGAAAAUGAGGGGGGUGACAUUGAAGAAGAUGGAAACAAUGAUGAGGAUGAUGAUAAAUGCAAAGGCGAGUGCCCUCCAACGAAGCAUGCCUACAGAGCUUUCUACUGGGGUUCCGAGACGGUGAAAGAGAAACGAACCUACGAGGAGCUGAAAAAAAAGUAUGAGAAGGCCUCUAAGAAAGCCAUGUCCGUUGGUGACAUCAUCAAACAGAUGGAGCUGGAGUACGACCACCUAGAGGACGAGGUGGUCAGGCUGAUGGAGCGCUCAGCCAAGUGUCUCAACACCCUGAAGGAGAUCGCUCUGAGGCCCGAUCCAAUCUCAACACCUGAAUACAUCGACCUGCUGAUAGAGGGAGAGAAGUCAGAGGCCAAGCCUGGCUACCUGGAGCGCAUCAAUAAACUCCAGGAUCUGAAGAAAAAGGCCAUUACCAUUGGGGAGGUUGCUAGUGGGGCCACAGCAGACUCAAUUUUGCGGCAGGACAGUCCAUUGGUUAGUACCUCUCCCAGCGCAACCCCCUGA
Molecule: messenger RNA, 3107 nt
Organism: Gadus chalcogrammus (walleye pollock)
Lineage: Eukaryota; Metazoa; Chordata; Actinopteri; Gadiformes; Gadidae
Product: neoverrucotoxin subunit alpha-like
Exons: 3
Coding region: 24-3107 (1027 amino acids)
Molecular function (GO): GTP binding; protein binding
Source: RefSeq, a predicted model, not a curated record